Zalophus californianus (California sea lion) is the source of this 2363-nucleotide messenger RNA. It is a transcript of the gene TAF6L, whose product is annotated as TATA-box binding protein associated factor 6 like. Gene Ontology annotation, cellular component: SAGA complex; transcription factor TFIID complex; SLIK (SAGA-like) complex. Lineage: Eukaryota; Metazoa; Chordata; Mammalia; Carnivora; Otariidae. Gene Ontology annotation, biological process: transcription initiation at RNA polymerase II promoter; RNA polymerase II preinitiation complex assembly. The record is from RefSeq and is a predicted model, not a curated record. Bases 261 to 2249 code for a protein of 662 amino acids. The transcript has 11 exons. Gene Ontology annotation, molecular function: RNA polymerase II general transcription initiation factor activity; transcription coactivator activity; protein heterodimerization activity.
UUAAUCACAAAGUUACACAGAUAUAUAAUUACAAGCUGUGAUAACUGCUUUGAAGGCAAAGUACCAGGACACUGUGGAGGUCUGAGAAGACUUCCCUGAGCAAGUGACAUUUGAACUGAGAUCUGAAGGAGCCACUAGGAGUCCAUUAGACAAAGAGAUUGGGGGUAGAGGAAGAGGGGAGUGUUUCAAGUAGAGCAAACAGUGUAUGAACGUCCUGAUGGCAGGUGUUUUGGGGGAAGUGGAAAGAGGCCACGGUGGGAAUGCAGAACACAAGAGGGAAAGAGGUGUUGCAGAAGUCAGUGGACAUGCACGACCUGGGAACCAGCUCCAUCGGGGCCAUGUCCGAGCGAGAGGAGCGGCGGUUUGUGGAGAUCCCUCGGGAGUCGGUCCGGCUCAUGGCGGAGAGCACGGGCCUGGAGCUGAGCGAUGAGGUGGCGGCCCUGCUCGCGGAGGAUGUGUGCUACCGGCUCAGAGAGGCCACGCAGAAUAGCUCUCAAUUCAUGAAACACACGAAACGGCGGAAGCUGACCGUCGAGGAUUUCAACAGGGCUCUCCGAUGGAGCAGUGUGGAGGCCGUGUGUGGUUAUGGAUCCCAGGAGGCGCUGCCCCUACGCCCUGCCAGAGAGGGUGAGCUUUACUUUCCUGAGGACCGAGAGGUGAACCUGGUGGAGCUGGCCCUGGCCACCAACAUCCCUAAAGGCUGUGCCGAGACAGCUGUGAGAGUUCAUGUCUCCUACCUAGAUGGCAAAGGGAACCUGGCCCCGCAAGGAUCAGUGCCCAGCGCUGUGUCUUCGCUGACCGAUGACCUUCUCAAGUACUACCAGCAAGUGACCCGGGCUGUGCUGGGGGACGAUCCACAGCUGAUGAAGAUUGCUCUCCAGGACCUGCAGACUAACUCCAAGAUCGCAGCACUCCUGCCUUACUUUGUCUAUGUGGUCAGUGGGGCUGCUGCCUGCCCCCUCGUGUGCCCCUCAGCCAGCGCCCGCUGCAAACAGGUGAAGUCUGUCAGUCAUGACCUGGAGCAGCUUCAUCGGCUCUUGCAAGUGGCCCGGAGCCUGGUUCGGAACCCACACCUGUGCCUGGGGCCCUACGUACGCUCCCUGGUCGGCAGCGUCCUCUACUGCGUCCUGGAGCCACUGGCUGCCUCCAUUAACCCUCUGAACGACCACUGGACUCUUCGAGAUGGCGCUGCCCUCCUGCUCAGCCACAUCUUCUGGACCCAUGGGGACCUUGUGAGCGGCCUUUAUCAGCAGAUCCUGCUCUCCCUGCAGAAGGUCUUGGCAGACCCUGUGCGGCCUCUCUGCUCUCACUACGGGGCUGUGGUGGGGCUGCAUGCCCUUGGCUGGAAGGCAGUGGAACGCGUCCUGUACCCACACCUGUCCACUUACUGGACAAAUCUGCAGGCUGUGCUAGAUGAUUAUUCCGUCUCUAACGCCCAGGUUAAAGCAGAUGGGCACAAGGUUUACGGAGCCAUUCUGGUGGCCGUAGAGCGACUGCUGAAGAUGAAGGCCCAGGCGGCAGAGCCCAACAAGGGGGGCCCAAGCGGCAGGGGGUGCCGGCGCUCGGACGACCUGCCCUGGGACAGCCUUCUUCUGCAGGAGUCUCCCUCCGGCGGCAGCGCGGAGCCAGGCUUUGGGUCAGUCCCCCCGCUGCCGCCAGGAGGCGCGGGGCCGGAGGACCCUUCCCCAUCGGUGACCUUGGCGGACAUCUACCGGGAGCUGUACGCCUUCUUCGGGGACAGCUUGGCCACCCGCUUUGGCACGGGUCAGCCCGCGCCCACCACUCCGCGGCCGCCCGGGGACAAGAAGGAGCCGGCGGCCGCCCCGGACUCGGUGCGGAAGAUGCCGCAACUGACGGCCAACGCCAUGGUCAGCCCCCAGGGCGACGAGAGCCCCCGCGGCGGCGGCCCCGCGGCGGCCUCUGCGCCCGCCGCCUCUGAGAGCCGGCCGCUGCCGCGCGUGCACCGGGCGCGGGGGGCGCCCCGGCAGCAGGGGCCCGGCGCCGGCACCCGCGACGUUUUCCAGAAGAGCCGCUUCGCCCCGCGCGGCGCCCCCCACUUCUGCUUCAUUAUUGCCGGGCGGCAGGCCGGGAGGCGGUGCCGCGGGCGCCUCUUCCAGACCGCCUUCCCCGCGCCGUACGGGCCCAGCCCGGCCUCCCGCUACGUGCAGAAGCUGCCCAUGAUCGGCCGCACCGGCCGGCCGGCCCGCCGCUGGGCACUCUCGGACUACUCGCUGUACCUGCCGCUCUGAACGGCGCUUUCCUGGCUCGCUCCGUUCCCCCGCCUCUGUAAAUAAAGCCCCGUGUCGGAAGUGACGUCCCCGCGCUCGUGGGUCGCGCCGGAUGAGGCGGGGCUUGGGCGGUUG